Procambarus clarkii (red swamp crayfish) is the source of this 3747-nucleotide messenger RNA. It is a transcript of the gene tei, whose product is annotated as teiresias. Gene Ontology annotation, molecular function: cell adhesion molecule binding. NCBI's taxonomy places the organism in Eukaryota, Metazoa, Arthropoda, Malacostraca, Decapoda, Cambaridae. Gene Ontology annotation, biological process: cell-cell adhesion. Gene Ontology annotation, cellular component: cell-cell junction; plasma membrane. The record is from RefSeq and is a predicted model, not a curated record.
AUCAGUGUCGCUGUGACUGUGGGUGAGAGUGGUGUGAGUGCGUGCGCUCCUCCGGGAUAUAUAUAAGUCGCUCUGUUGUUUCUAGUGAUUUUUGGCUUUACUUGUUGAGUGUAGUGUUAGUAAAGGAAGCGUAAUAUUGGUCACAGCACAGCGUGUCACGCAGGAGGCGGCAAGCAACGUGAAUUAUACAGGCGUGUGAUGGGUGGAGUGCAGCAUGGGCGGUUCCCGCUGGCUCCUGGGCCUCUUCCUCCUCCUCCUAGGUCACCCUGCCAUCAUCCAGGCCACAGAUAUGCGAUACCUGCGUCACAGUGGAGGGCGGGAGGGCGGCGGUGAGGGUCCGGCCAACACCACCACCACACUCCCUCCCGGCGACCUGCUCCUCGACGACGUGGUUGACCCGAGUCUGGGCUUGGAGGAGGUGUUGGUAGUGCGGGGACAGGAAGUCGUUCUCGAGUGUGAGGUCGCCGACCACGUCAAGCCCAUCCCUGGAGAUGACAGCGUCGAGGGCGAGGUCCGCUGGUUCCACGACGGCACUCAGGUGUUGGGUGACCUGAGAGUGAGCAUCAUGUGGACAGGUCGUGUGGUGAUGUCUCACGCCGUCUCCGCCGACUCCGGUGUGUGGUGGUGUCACCGCUCUGGACGACCAGGACCACGGCGACGACUCCUCGUCACUACCCCCCCAGAGCGACCCUACCUCAUGUACGCCGGGGCCCAGCUGGCCGUGGACGCCAGACUCACCACCAGGGAGGGCAACUCCAUCACCCUACAUUGUGUCGUGGAGGGCGGCAACCCCGCGCCCGCGCUCACCUGGCUCUUGGACGCCCUCGACAUCACGCCCUCCAGUCAGGUGCGGUCGGAGUGGGUGGCGGGGGAGGGCGUGUACUACACCGUCAGCAACAUCACCCUGGCCAGGGUGACCAAGGACCACCACAACAACACCGUCGCCUGUGUCGUCGCUCACCCGGCGCUCCCAGAACCUCUCCCCGUCCCACUCAGGCUUAAUAUUGAGUAUUCUCCAGACUUCCGGUUGCGACGGUGGCCAGCGUGGGGGUCUCCUGUGAGAGAAGGAACCACCGUCUCCCUCCUCUGUCACGUCGACGCCAACCCCCCCUCCAGUCCCACUUGGGUCAAAGAGACGGAGGGCGGGUCGACGGAGGUGGCGUCGUCCGGGGAGUGGCUGAACGUGACGAGGGCGGGCAGUGGUGACCGAGGCUGGUACAAGUGCUCCACCUCCCACACCUUCGGUCACUUCUCCUCUCACUCGGUCUUUAUCAAUGUCCUCGCUGGAGGUGCCGCAGCUGCCCCACUCAUUAACAGCUGGUAUCCGCCAGGUGAGGGCCCGGGGUCGGGGUCGUCCCCACACACCCCACAACUGCUGAGGAAGACCACGGCGGCUGACGGCCUCCCCUCACACUGCUUCGCCCACAACACCACCCUCCUCCCCCACGCAGGCGGGGUGGUGGUGGUGGAGGCGGUGAAUACGACGGUGCUGUCUAUGGGCGGACGGACGACAGCGUUGGCGGCUGUCGUGUGCAGUCGUCCGCCGCCCUCCUCCGUCACCUGGCUCCCGCCGGGCCGCCAGCCGCCCCUCGACGCGGGCGCCACCACAGACAGGUUCCGGGCACACAACCUCACGGCGGGGGAGAUCCCUGGGUGCGUGUACACAGUGGUGACCAUCGUCGGUGUCCGGCCCAGUGACGCUGGCAGCUGGGUGGUGGUGGCCGCCAGUGAGAGGGACGCCGACGCCGCUCUCAUCCGUCUCAAUGUCACCGCUGCCGCCCACUCCUUCGCCGCCAGCAUAGCCUUCGCCCAACAUGUCGACGCUGUUACCAACCUCCACACGCUACUCCUGGCAGCUUUUAUUAUCUUCCGUUCCUCUACUCUCCAGCCUUGAACCGCGUUACAUGUGACGUCAUGUGUCAAUUUCGGAACCUAGUAGGCUGUGAAUGCCAAUCGAGGAAUCCACGAGAUUGUGUGGAGCAACUUUGAUGCCCACAAGACUUUAGGUGCCAACUCCGGCGUCCACAUGACUGUGGGGGCCAAUUAAGGUAUCUGUGGGUGCCAACUUCUUGACCAAAUCGUGGGAGGCGGCUACCUUAUACACCGGCUGGUGUGUUCCAGUGACGCGACCUCCGUUAUACACAGCCAUUCGCUGCGUUACUCUAUGUCCGUAGGUCUUAUUUGUCCAAAAACUGUGAUAGUGUUAUGACUGAGGGUAACGAGAGGACACAGUGAUGUGAGGCGGCCCCGUUACCAGUUACAGAUAUCGGAAAACACUGUCACAGGGCACUGGUCACUAUCAGGAAGGAUGGUGUAACGUAACACCAAGACUAAUGGGAGACGACCCGUUACAAAGAUUGUGAUGCACAAGGACUAUGAAGCAAGACGACCUUUACGAGGACUGAUAGGAGACGACUGUUACAAGUACAGGGGCGAAGCACAGGCCGUGAUGUUCAACAUGUGGCAGAGAUGUUUAUAUUAUCUUUAGCUAGCUAAUUUGUCAUAUCAUAUUUAUAAUGAGCAAUGACAUGAGGUGUGGCCAGGAGCAGGUGUGGCCAUUGGCAAGUGUGGUUAAGUGAUAGUGUGUUAAGUGCAAGUAUGGUUAAGUUCCCAUUGUAUAUUUCAGUUGGCAUGUUGAGAUUUGACCAAUAUGGUUGGAAGUCAGCGUAGAUAUGACAAAGUAUACAUACUCACCUAUGUAUGUUCAGUGUGACCAAGUAUAGAGAUGAUGGUAUUAGCCGGCCAUGUGUGGCCAUUGACGAUGGUAGAGAAGGCUUAACUUACCUGGAUGGUAGUUCAGUAAUUCCUAGAACGAAUUUAUUUGAGGAUGGUAAGUAUAUUUUUAAUAAUGCUCAAGCCAGUUUCCAGAGUAUUAUAUCUCCACCAGGCUGUUGUGAUCCUAAUUGGUUCAACACGACCCGGCCUAGCGAGGCAGAUAUGCCAUAUUCAGUCAAUGGUAGCGACUCAUGACCCAAGAAUUGUUCGACUCUUCUAUAUAUACUUUGCACUCCCUGUACGGAGAGAAGCUUAUGGUGGCCUAAUCCGUACAUGUGUGGUCAGAUGUGCGCGUGUCUGUGAAUGCUGCCAGUGUGGUAUGGACUUACUGUAGGAGUUUUUGGAUUACUGAAAGUAGGACCGUAUGACUCAUUGUGGGUGUAGACUAGUGUAGGUAUGGUCCAUUGUAGAUCUGGACCAACAAGGGUGUACAUCACUGUAGGCGAGGCCAAGUGUUCAAGUGGCCCAGUUUUAAGUAUUGACUGAUUUGGACGUGGAAAUUUAAGGAUGUGUCCUCGUGUACUCACUUAAUUGUACUCGCCUACUUGUCCUUGAGAUGGUCGAGCUUCGGCUCUCUGGCUCUGCCUCUUAACAGUCAAUCAACUGUGUACAGGUUCCUGGGCCUAUUGGGCUUUAUCGUAUCUAUAUUUGAAACUGCAUAUGGAGUUUGCCUCCACCACAUCACUUCCUAGUACAUUCCAUUUAACUAUGGCACUGAAAAUUUUUUUCUAGUGUCUCUGUGCCUCAUUUGGGUAAUAGGUUUCCACUUAUGUCCCUGUGUUUAUGCUCGGUAUUAAGUUUCCACUUAUGUUCCCUUGUUCAUAUUCCACCCUUUGUCUUUAUUAACCGUCAAUUCCUCUGAGAAUUCUGUAGGUUAUCUUGAUGAUUUCGGGGCUUUAGUGUCCCCCGGCCCGGUCCUCGACCAGGCCUCCACUUCCAGAUAGCAGCCCGUGACAGCUGACUAACUCACAG